Molecule: messenger RNA, 1619 nt
Organism: Seminavis robusta
Lineage: Eukaryota; Bacillariophyta; Bacillariophyceae; Naviculales; Naviculaceae
Source: the annotation of a GenBank genome assembly
CGAGAAACUCCCUCCUUUCUUUGAUGUUGAGCACAAUCAUCUCACAAUUCCAAAACUGAGCUUGAAAGAAACCAGAUUUCGAUAAACCAAAACACUCAUUCAUCAUGUGUCCAGGAUCCAUUCAUUCGGAAAUUUCGGAUUACAACAAUGAAGUCCCAAAAGACGGCGCCCCCAAGAAGGACCUCGGCUCCAUGAGGGCCAGCCAGAGGAGGAGUGUUUACUUUUCCAAGGAUGAUCAAAACAUGGACAUGCCCUCUCUUCCUGUCGCUGGCUUGAUCGAGGAACUCAAGAGUCGCCAUGGAAAGACCCAGUACGCCAUGGAAUUCCUUGCUGCUGUGGAGGAAGCCGAUAGGAAUGGUGAUGGCUUGAUCUCCAUCCCUGAGUUGGUCUUGGUGCUUGAGCAAAUGAACACCGUCAAGAAGGAGAACACCAAGCUUCACAAGUACCUUUGUUACGCUACUGUGUUGCUUUUGAUUUUCUUGCUCGCUAUUUUCGGGCUUCUUUUCGGCGUGAUCAAGUUGACCCAGGAAACUUCCACUGGAGACAGCCAGGGCAACACCAAUGCACUUGUCAACAAGGACACUGGUGUCAUUGUUGAUACCCACCCCUCGGAUGGAGGUGGCAUCUUCCUCCACAUGGGAUCCUUCACGGAACCGGUCAACAUCACUUUCCCUUCGUUCGAAGACAAGUCCUUCCAGUGUGUUGGACAGAUCACCGAGGAACAGGUCGCCGACCACUUCCGUCAGUUCACUACUGGAGGUAGUGCUAUGACUAUCCGAUACAAGGAUUAUUCCAACGUUUUCCAGCCUCUCGUCUUUGCCAACAUCCCAGCCUCCACCAUUGAAGUCACAGGAUAUGAAACCAACCCUGAAAAUGUUGUCAUGGCUGCCUCAGCUACAGAUGCCGUCAAGCACUCCAUGAAGCUCGAUGGGGAGACCAGAAAGAGGAAGUUGUCGGAGGCUAAGUAUGGCUUGCAGGGCAUCAAGGCCGAAUCCCAAGUGGGCGCGACUGGUUCUGUACGUCGUCUUAUGACCUGUCCCGCAGAAACUCAGUCGGUGGGAGCUUGUCUUACUGGUGGCAUCGAAGUUUGCUCCGGUGGAUUCACUGCUUGCGUUGCUUUCUUUGAUGCUACCUCCAUGGAGUGCGGUGCCUGUCCUCCUGCCACCUCUCCAGAAUCCAGCGGUGCCAUUACGGCUCGUCAAGGUUCUACUUGUGUCGCCGAUGACUACUCCUGUCUUUUCGGACCAUCGCGCGGCCGCUUCUUGCAAGAGGAGGACGCUGUGGCCACUGUCGCAGACUACAUGACUGGUUUCGCUUCGCAAAACGCUGAUAUCACCUUCAUCAAGGACGAAGAGCUCCAGGAAGGUGUCUACUAUGUCUGUCAUGCCUCCGAAGCAACUGUGUUCUAAACGAAAGUGCCUUGUUAGCUGAGUCCUUAGACGGAGAGAAGUUGACUCGCAACAGUAUAUGCGCUGCAGAUAGGUGCAAGGAAGCCCAAAUGGAGAGAAGUUGACUUGCGAGUAUAUGUGUUUCAUUGAUUGAGAAAACAAAACUAGAAACAAAACUAGAGUUGAGUGGUAGGAAAACGUAAAUAAUAUAGCAAUGAGCGAACUCUUUGA